This is a messenger RNA of Penicillium cinerascens, 516 nucleotides long. RefSeq names its product putative membrane biogenesis protein (Yop1) (gene yop1). The transcript is spliced from 6 exons. The coding region runs from base 1 to 516 and encodes 171 amino acids. NCBI's taxonomy places the organism in Eukaryota, Fungi, Ascomycota, Eurotiomycetes, Eurotiales, Aspergillaceae. The record is from RefSeq and is a predicted model, not a curated record.
AUGGCCUCUUUCCAGGACCGUGCUCAGCACAACAUAGCCCAGCUCGACAAGGAGCUCUCCAAGUACCCCGUCCUCAACAACCUUGAGCGUCAGACCUCUAUCCCCAAGGUCUACGCCGUCCUGGGCCUGGUCGGAGUCUACUUCUUCCUUGUCUUCUUCAACAUCGCUGGCGAGUUCCUCGUCAACUUCGCCGGUUUCCUUCUCCCCGGCUACUACUCGCUCCAGGCCCUCUUCACUUCGGGUACCUCGGAUGACACUCAGUGGCUCACUUACUGGGUCGUCUUCGCUUUCCUGACCGUCAUUGAGAGCGCCAUCAACGCCGCUUACUGGUUCCCCUUCUACUACAUCUUUAAGUUUGUCGCGAUCCUCUGGAUGGCCCUGCCCCAGACCAACGGCGCCCAAGUUGUCUUCCACUCCUUCCUCCAGCCCGUUCUUGGCCGCUUCUUCUCCAGCUCCGGCACCUCUGCCAACCUCCGCGCUCAGGCCGAGGCUGCCAGCAAGCCCCACUCGACCUGA